Platichthys flesus (European flounder) is the source of this 1200-nucleotide messenger RNA. It is a transcript of the gene cdk21, whose product is annotated as cyclin-dependent kinase 21. Lineage: Eukaryota; Metazoa; Chordata; Actinopteri; Pleuronectiformes; Pleuronectidae. Gene Ontology annotation, molecular function: cyclin-dependent protein serine/threonine kinase activity; cyclin binding; ATP binding. The coding region runs from base 1 to 921 and encodes 306 amino acids. Gene Ontology annotation, biological process: regulation of G2/M transition of mitotic cell cycle; signal transduction; G1/S transition of mitotic cell cycle. Gene Ontology annotation, cellular component: cyclin-dependent protein kinase holoenzyme complex; nucleus; cytoplasm. The transcript has 7 exons. The record is from RefSeq and is a predicted model, not a curated record.
AUGGCCUUCUCCAGACCUUUAUGCUACGAGCUGCUGGCGGCGGUGGGCAAAGGCUCCUUCGGCACCGUGUACAAGGCCCGAGAGGUGGGGGACGAGCCGCGCUUUUUGGCGGUGAAGAAGUUCAAAAUCUACGGGGACAGCUCAGACAGCGGGAUCCCGGCCUCCAUCAUCCGGGAGGUGGGGCUGCUGCGGAGGAUGCAGUUCUUCAACCAUCCCAACAUAGUCAAGCUGUUGGAUGCAUCUGUUGCCCUAGAGGACAGGACCCUUGACCUGACUCUGGUGUUAGAGUACAUCGACCAGGACCUUUGCACCUACCUCUCCAAGGUUCCUCCCUCUGGACUGAGCCUCGAGCGUAUCAAGGAUCUGAUGUUGCAGCUGCUGCAAGGUUUGGACUUCCUACACACAAACAUGGUGCUGCACCGUGACCUAAAACCAGCAAACAUCCUGGUCAGCAGCCGCGGAGAAGUAAAGAUUGCUGACUUUGGACUGGCGCGCAUCUACACCUAUAAUAUUGCGCUCACUCCGGGUGUGGUGACGCUGUGGUACAGAGCUCCUGAGGUGCUGCUGAACUCAGUCUACAUGUCCUCAGUGGACAUGUGGAGCGCUGGCUGCAUCUUCGCCGAGCUCUUCCUCCUGAAACCCAUGUUUCAGGCGUACACAGAGGUGCAGCAGUUGUGGAAAAUCUUUGAAGUUAUCGGUUUGCCCGCUGAGGAGGACUGGCCCAGGGACAGUCCCAUCCCGUACUCAAGUACCUGGGGACCAAAUAUUUCCUGCACCGCGAUGCUGAACAACGUGGGCAAAGAAGCGAACGAACUUCUCACUAAAUGUUUGGCGUUCAAACCAAGCAGCCGCAUCUCCGCUGCCGAAGCUCUGGCCCAUCCCUUCUUCACGAAGGACUCGGUCGAGUCAGGAGCGGAAUGAUCCACUUCGGAGUAUUCAUGCCAACACUCACAGUUCAAGUUGUGAGUGGGAUGCUUCAUGUUUGAGUUACGUUUAUUGCAAAUACUUUUGUAUUUUGAAAGUGUACUCACACAAAGACAUACUGCUACGUUGUUCUUGUUGAAUGUUACCACAAAAAAUAAGGAUUCUCUUGCUGCUGACAGCACUAUUAUGAGCACUUUCACGAUGGCCACUUUGUUUGUUUUGUUUCAUCAAAACUUAUUUUUCUCCAGAUUUAGAAUCGUGUACUAGAUUUAUUUU